Molecule: messenger RNA, 1931 nt
Organism: Periconia digitata
Lineage: Eukaryota; Fungi; Ascomycota; Dothideomycetes; Pleosporales; Periconiaceae
Source: the annotation of a GenBank genome assembly
UAUCUAACAAUACUCGUGAGUGCUGCGGUAACUAUUGAGCGUAUAAGUAUUUCUAGAAUUCGCGUUUCGGUACUUGAUGGAUACCUCGCUGAUCGUUUCUCUUCCCUGAUUCUUAAUCCUUGCGCAAUCUUUGCAUCCUUUAUCAUGAAGAUCCCCACUGUUGGUGUAGCCUCGUUGCUAGCAGUCAAUGCAUAUGGCUCACCCCUGCUAUCUUCAGAUGCAUUCAGCUCUGUCUCAGGAGUCAACUCCAAUGUGAAGCGACAAGGGCCUGGAUCGUACUAUGCCAUCACUGGGGCAAAGGGGGGCGUCCAGCCUCGGGUCGAGAUCAGAGAUCUGGAGAAAGCUGGAGGAGAAAUGUGGAACCUCUUCCUUCUCGCUCUCGCAGAAUUCAAAGCGAUUGAUCAGAAUGUCAUCGACUCCUACUAUCAAAUUGCAGGUAUCCAUGGAAUGCCAUGGGAAUCAUGGGACGGUGUAGAUGGUAUCAAUCCCUUGCCCAACAUGGGCUACUGUCCACAUAAUCAACUUCUGUUUGGCGUUUGGCAUCGUCCGUAUCUCAUACUUUUCGAAUUACAAGAAGUUGCAUCCGGCAUAGCAGACACCUUUCCGACGGCGACCCGGACCAAAUACCAGGAAGCUGCUUCGAGCCUCCGCAUUCCGUUCUGGGACUGGGCUAAAGCUGUUCCUACAGACCAGCCUCUCUUUCCAUCCUCCAUGUCGAAUGAAAAAGCGACUGUGUCAUUCCCCAAUGGCACGACUGCUUCGAUCGAUAACCCGUUGUACGAGUACAGGUUUCAUCCACUCGAUAAUACGCAGAUCAAUGGAACCGGCUGCGGUCUUGGUGCAGGACCUAGCGGAGGCUUGCCCUCUGUCUGUGAUAACUCGCUAAUGACUGUUCGUGCCCAUGCCACAGCCAGCAACUACGGGACUUUGGAGGACAAUUUGCGCAGAUACCAUGCCAGCCGACGCACCUCGCUGUACAACGUUUUGUCGCAGUCUCAAACCUUUACUCAAAUGUCCAAUGCAGACCUUUGUGGAGGAUCGAGCAGCGUCGGCGACAUUGAAUCGAUUCAUAACCCAAUUCACAUCGCUUUCUUCCCAGGGCAUAUGAGUCCCGCCAGUGUCUCCGCAUUCGACCCUGCAUUUUGGUUCCAUCACGCGAACGUCGAUCGCCAGAUUGCGCUUUGGCAAGCAGUGUUCCCUGAAACGUACCUUGAGUCCUGCGAUGCUGGGUCAGGAACAUGGACGAUCGAGCGAGGCCAGCUUCUCGAUGCCGAUUCACCUCUCACGCCUUUCCAUAAGAAUGCUGCAGGUGAUUUCUGGACAGCGACCAACUCUCGCAACAUCAACGACAUGGGAUACACUUAUCCCGAACUCGCCAACAAUCCGUCCAACGCUUCUAUUGUGGCGGCUAUCAAAGCGCAAUAUUCGGGCCCACCUGAUGUCCCCGUUGGAACUGCGCAAGCCAAGUCGCAAGCCUCCUCGUCCUCGAAAAGAGAGCUCUUCUUGGCCGAAGUCAAGCUUCCCCCAUAUGGCCUUGAUGACGGAAAGACAGGUUCAUCGCCAUACAACGUACUUGUCUCUCUAGAGGGUGUCGAGGAGAUUGCAGGUAUGGCGUCGACACUCGGUAGCGCGAGCGUGCGGGAUGACAAGAUCACGCCUGUGCCAGUGGAUCUUACCAGUGCUUUGAACAAGGCCAUUGCUGAUGGUGCUACUACUGCUGAGAAAGCGCGUGAUUACCUGAAGGCGAACCUCAAGUAUCAAGUUGAACUUGGCGGCGUGGAUAUUCCCAAGGAGGAUAUUCCGUUACUCGAGGUGUCCUUGAUCAGUGUUGAUGUCGAAGUCGCGCAAUCGGAGGACACAUUUGACCGAUGGGUGGGUGACUUUAAACAACACGGCACUAUUCAGGCAUAAGUAACGUACCUCCGCAUCGU